AUGCUGCGCCGAGGAGCGGGCGCCCGGGGCUCCCAGCUCCCGGCGACCGCGGCGCGCUUCCUCCGCCGCCCGCUGCCCGCUGCCCGCGGCGAGAACGGACGAGAAUUGGGGACUUGUUUGUUGGGGGUGGAAGGGGGGAGACUCUUUAAAGUGCGUCAGAAGGAGGCGAGCGCCUGGGAACCCGGAGGCCUGGAUCCAGGCCGAGAGUGGAACGGAGUCGGCGCCGCUGCCUCGGCCGUGCCUCCUGCGCCCGCCAGGCCGCCCGGCCUUUCGGCGCCGUCGCCGCGCGCUCCUAGCUCACUUGCUCCCGCGGCGCCCGCGGCGGCUUCUUCUCCUCUUUCGCCUCCUCCUCUUCCUUUGGCUUCUCCUCCUCCUCCUCCUCCUCUUCCUCCUUCUCCUCCUCCUCUUCUUCCUCCUCCUCUUUCCCCACCUCCUCCCCCUCAGCCACCGCCUACUUCUCCACCACCACCAUUCCCUCCGGGGCACCCCGGUCCCUGCAGAGUCCCCGAGCGGCGCCGCCUUCGCUGCGGCCCCCUGGAUCCCGAGCCUGCUGAGCCCGAGCUGGGGGGACAGACGGACACACUGAUGCACAGAUUCCUCGCGCCUGGCGCUAUGCUGCUGCUGCCCCCCGCGGGCGCGGGUCAGGGGAGCUGGAAUCGCCCCGGGAGCACUCGAGGGCAGGCCUUUUGCUGCUUCUGGGUUCAAUGGCGAGAGCUGAACUGUAUAUCCUAUAACCUCAUUUCCACUCCUAAACUUCUGAUUUCUAUUGUGGCAAGUUGUUACAAGAGGAGACCGCAUUUGUUCACAUGCACCUGCCAUGUGCUGCGACAGAAAAGGCAAGCAAAGCCCUUGGCCUUAAGGAGCAUGUUGGAGUCAAAUUCUUGGGGAUGUUGAAGCUGAUGAAACUGCCAGGAAGGUGGACUCAGAACAGAAGCAUGGAGAUCCUCCUCCGCUUCUCUGCAGCCUCUGGCUCUAAAUCUCUGGGAUAAAGCUGGCCUCUGUUCUUCCAGCCCCUUCAUUCUGAAAUUAAGCUGGCAGUAGGGUCCCUAGCCAUGCUGGGUAGCUUCAGGUCCUAGAGACUAACCACAUCCAUGUUACAUGGGGAAAAAAGAGUCUUGGUGAGGACAGGGAUAGCCUGAGGUCAGGGUGAUCUCUAGGAGGACUGGAGAUGGGACCAGCGUCCUUACAGCCAAUCCUCUGAUUCAGCAAACUCUUAGUGAGCAUCUACUGUUUGCCAGGCAGUUUGCUAGAUUGUGGGAGCACAGGUGUGAAUCGAUCAAACCUAGGGCUUACAGAGCAGGGCUUCAGUGGUUAGAGGCCUCUCCUGGGCAGGACAAUACCCUCGGUUAGAAACCCUCAGAUCUGUGCCCUUCUCCAGGGCCCCCCAGAGAAUCGGCACAUACGGUCUUAACAACCAAGAAGCAGAAAGCUGCUGGCGGAGGACCAGGCACACUAGACAUGGAGUCAGCGGAUAGGGAUCAAAAGUCAUCCUAGACUGUGCCCUGGGUCCCAGCCAAUCUUGAGCAAAUGUAACUUGCUUCCAUGGGCCAAGGGUGGGAGGGUGUUUUCCCAGAAGAGAAGAAGCAGUGUGGCCAGAGCAGAGCAUCAGCACCAAGCUGACCCACUCUCUCAUUCCCUUUCCACACCUCCUAGCUGUGUGAGAGGCCGACAGCUCAACCUCCCAAGCCUCAGUUGUUUCUUCUGUAAAAUGGGAAUAAUAACAAUCCCGCUGAUUCUUCUUCCUUCAGGAGAUGAAGAUGGAGCUCAAAUGAGGUAACGGGUGGAAAAAUAAAUUAUCAAGCACUUUAAGCUACAAAUUGAUGGUGUUGUACACUUUGAAGCGGUGAAUCUUCCUGCCGUCUCCCCUUUACGUCCCCCACCCCACCAGGAAGAACCCUUUGCCACACAGCUGUGUGAGGUUUCCCAGUGUAGCGAGUGCGGGAGCUGUCGUAGGGGAGGCAGAAGGAAUUCUUGGCCCGCUCACCACUCAUGGGCUGGAGGGGUCGUUGCUGAGCCCGAAGAUUCCCUCACAAGGCAAGUGGGCAAACUGGCACUGGCCCUGGCUGAGCAGCCCCUGGACACGGGGCUGGGGUGGCCCCAUCCCUACUGGGGGUUCAGACCCCGCCCUGAAACCCAUUAAACUAAUGCCUUGUAUGCCUGACAGCUGGGGUCAAGAAACGUUUUCAGGGUGCUUACGGGCUCCUCUAGGGGAGAGGCUCUGCCUGGGUCCGUGGACUCCUCUGCAGGAAGAAGGGGCUCUUGGGACAUAGUACCUCUGGUCCUCAUGUGCUGUCAACCUUGGGCAGGUCACCUCCUUUCUCUGGGUGCAGCUGUUAAGAGGUGCAUUGCUUUUUAUUUUAAAAGUGACGCAUGCUCAGAAAACAUGCACAUGCGAAAGAAGAGGACAAAGUCAGUGACGGUGCCGCCCCCAUCCUACGACCAUGGCCAGUCGCUAUAAAAAAUUCUUCUCAAUAUACAAAUAGCUACGCUCACUUCUUCAACAGAAUUUGGGAUCACACAGAUACGUUGUUCUCUUGGACUUGCCCUCUGUCAAUGUCAAGGUUCUCUCGGUCUACCCCUUCCUUCAACCAACUGCAGAGUAUUCCAGCAUUGGACAAUUUUGUGACUAUUUCCACAGGGUAAACCCUGAAGUGAAAUUACAGGAUCAAAAAUAUUUCUCUCUGCCCUCAAUAU
Mesoplodon densirostris (Blainville's beaked whale) is the source of this 2694-nucleotide messenger RNA. Its product is annotated as WAS/WASL-interacting protein family member 3-like. The record is from RefSeq and is a predicted model, not a curated record. Bases 1 to 894 code for a protein of 297 amino acids. NCBI's taxonomy places the organism in Eukaryota, Metazoa, Chordata, Mammalia, Artiodactyla, Ziphiidae. The transcript is spliced from 3 exons.